This is a messenger RNA of Silurus meridionalis, 524 nucleotides long. Its product is annotated as pancreatic secretory granule membrane major glycoprotein GP2-like. Gene Ontology annotation, biological process: neutrophil migration. The transcript has 4 exons. NCBI's taxonomy places the organism in Eukaryota, Metazoa, Chordata, Actinopteri, Siluriformes, Siluridae. The record is from RefSeq and is a predicted model, not a curated record. Gene Ontology annotation, cellular component: cell surface; apical plasma membrane. The coding region runs from base 72 to 509 and encodes 145 amino acids.
AUGAGGAAUUUCAGUCUGACUAUAGAUCUAGUCUGGAAGGAGCUAUCUACAGGGGUUCAUAUGUGAUCAGCAUGAUCCCGUAUCCCGAUCCUAGUUUCUACAUUCCGUAUUCGGGCAACGUGACCCUAGAAGUGAACCAGCAGCUCUAUAUAGCUGUAGAAGUGGAACAGGUAGACAGCAAUCAAACCGCCCUCGUGCUUGGCAACUGCUGGGCAACACCCAUGAACCAGAUCGACCAUUCCGUCCGCUGGGACCUGAUCGUUAACGAAUGUCCACACCCUACUGACGGCAUGGUAACGAUGUUGCAGAACGGUGUCUCGUCAUCCAGUCGCUUCUCCAUCAAGAUGUUCACAUUCACCAGCUUUCCUACCAACAUCUAUCUACACUGCCAGGUCCAUCUCUGUCAGCUGGAUUCAGGCAACUGCUCAGUGCAAUGCGAUGGCGCCUUUUCCAGAAGACGCAGAUCUGUAGAUUUUUACGACUCCGCUGCAAUUACCAUGGGACUCUGAUUUGUUCACAGUUGA